This is a messenger RNA of Candidozyma duobushaemuli, 1548 nucleotides long. RefSeq lists its product as uncharacterized. The record is from RefSeq and is a predicted model, not a curated record. The transcript has a single exon. NCBI's taxonomy places the organism in Eukaryota, Fungi, Ascomycota, Pichiomycetes, Serinales, Metschnikowiaceae. Bases 1 to 1548 code for a protein of 515 amino acids.
AUGCUGCUACAAGAGCUCAACGCUAAACUAACAGAAGGAGUCGAAGUGGCUGAGACCCUAGUUGCGAUAAGAGACACUCUUCGUCAGAAAGACAUCCGUGACUCUCCCGAAGGAAAUGGUAUCUUGGAUCAAGUACUCCGUUACUUCGACGACUACACGGUUGAUGUGCUUAAGGUGCUUGUGAACUAUACCGCCGAUAGCGACGGCAACAGGUACUCUUUGUAUGCUGAGGAUGAAUUCUGGAGAAAAGCAGGGAAUGUAUUAAUGGGCGAAGAUGCUGCGGCAGCUGAGUUGGUGGUGAUCCUUAUGGCCCAAUACAUGUACAAUGUUGGAGAGUCCUACCGUGCACUGUUCAGCGAAGUUUUCAUUAAUGCUAGGGACGCCAUCAUUGAUUAUGUCUUGAAACCAGAGUGUGCUGCUGAGGAGACUGCCGUGGAGUUGCUAUCGGAGAUUCCAGACAACAAGAUGGCUAUAUAUGAUCAACGCGCUCAACAAUUGGUCGACAAGAUGAUAAAGGCGUUUGAUGGUGAUUUAGAAGAUGAGCAUUGCCUUUACUGGGUCAUGGUUUUCGAGAAAGUGACACGAUACGGCAAGGCAGAUGCUCACAGCGUUUCUGGUUUAUACGCUAAGGUACCAGAUGAUGACUUCGAACGCCAGCACAAAAGAAGGCUUUUCGGAGGCCAGGGUAACAUUUUCCUGGGCCCCGCGUACGACAAUUGGGCGAACGUGGAGAAAAGUAUAGACUACGUGGUGGGAGAUGGCGACAACUUUGCUACUGCCGCAGCUGCCAUCGAUGUGGGCAAUUGCGUGAAAAGCAAAGAGGACCAGGCAAAAAUCACCGCAUUGAUAGAAGAAAGAGUCGGGCUCGAGCGAUUCAUCACUAGUCUCAUCACUCGGAAGUGGGACGAUAUGAUCCAGAGCCAAUAUGUGCACUGUCUCGCGAACCUUUUGCAGCCAGAGGUGAGCGAGCUCCUUUUCAAACACUGGAAGCUGUUUUACCCCAUAGUGAAGUCCGCUUGCGACAAUCCCGGAUAUGUGCCCAAGGCGGCUGUCACCCUGAAUAAGCUUUUGAAAAAACUUGCUCUCGCAGAGAACGCCGAAAAAUAUCCAGAAUUGUGGUUGCAGUUCUGCUCGGCACUGAACGUGCUUCGGGCGCUCAUGCAACGAGAGGAAGGCAUCGUUUUGCUUGAAAACAAAACCCUCCGCCCACUGAUCCUAACAGCUUUAUUCGAAACGCCCGCUCACAUCUCCGAAACCGAUCUCUUGGAUCAGCUUCGGGCGCAGGCGCUUUUUUUCUCCCACGGCACCAUCAGAUCAAAACUCGCGCCAGACACUGCACUUGCCAGUGCGGUAGCGGGGCCGUUUGCGCUGUUUUUACUGGAGCUUCACAAAAGCCUUGCGGAAAGCGAGCAGAAGCCUGCAGCGGUUUUGAACAACGCUGGGUUCGUGGCUGCAAAAGCCAAAGAAUUAUUUACGCUGGACGACGAGGCCGUCAAGAUUUGUGAAGAUUUUCUUCGCUUCAUGUCGUGCCACACCCAGUCUCAGUGA